GAAAAUUUUAAAAUGUCGUUGCCCCCCGGAGAAUAUAAAGACACUUAUUUAAGCACUAGGAAUUUCCCCCUUCUAAUAAAUCGCUGUAUCCUCUCUCUUUCUUUUUUAUUGUUCCUUUCUUGAUCUAAUGACUUCGCUUCCCAAUUAUAUCUCUUGCUAUCCUCCUACUUCGAUGGACAUUCUUGACCACAGGCACAGACUGUAUCUGGUGAACGGUCUUAUGGAAAAAGUGCCUUCAAGUACCGAGGAUUUACAUAGUGACGAGGUACCUCAAGCUGACAUGUCCUUGGGUGGCCGCAUGGUUCCCAAGCUGGGCUCAAUAUGCAAAGCUUCAAAUGAGCUCCCAGCAAUUCAGCAUUUUCAUGACUAUCAUCCUCUUCCACAACAACAGAACCAACAGUAUCAGCAGCAACAAGACAUCAAUUUGGCAAAUGAUGGCAUGAAAGAUAUGAUACAGCAUCUGAUACAAAGACAUCAGCUACUUGAUAAUAAUGUCAACACGGGCAUCCUCAAGGAGCUUGCUAGUCUUUUUAAUGAAUCACCAAGGACAGCACAUCGACCUUUGCAACGCGCGCCACAAGUGUUUAGCGGAAAGACAUGUCAAUCAUGCAAAAAAGCCCAUUCUGGAUGUGACCGGAUGCGUCCUUGUGGCCGUUGUGUUCGAAUCAAACAAUGUUGUGUUGAUGCUGAAGUCAAGAAGCGCGGACGGCCAUCGAUUGCGUCACGAAAAUAAACAUUUAAAUAGUAUCUUUUUUGUUGUAGAAUAAAAGUGAUGCCCAAAAAGGGAAAGCUUUUUAAAUAACA
Molecule: messenger RNA, 804 nt
Organism: Rhizopus microsporus ATCC 52813
Lineage: Eukaryota; Fungi; Mucoromycota; Mucoromycetes; Mucorales; Rhizopodaceae
Exons: 1
Coding region: 128-733 (201 amino acids)
Biological process (GO): regulation of DNA-templated transcription
Molecular function (GO): zinc ion binding; DNA-binding transcription factor activity, RNA polymerase II-specific
Source: RefSeq, a predicted model, not a curated record